This is a messenger RNA of Drosophila innubila, 3399 nucleotides long. It is a transcript of the gene Leash, whose product is annotated as arrestin domain-containing protein 17. The coding region runs from base 131 to 1729 and encodes 532 amino acids. Gene Ontology annotation, biological process: protein transport. The record is from RefSeq and is a predicted model, not a curated record. The transcript has 4 exons. Lineage: Eukaryota; Metazoa; Arthropoda; Insecta; Diptera; Drosophilidae. Gene Ontology annotation, cellular component: cytoplasm.
AAAGUGGCCAAAAUUGUAGUUGUAGUUCUGCAUUGUGAUACAAUAGCGGCCGCUCAAAUGUGUCGAUUUAUAUGUAUGUUUUAUUUUUGGAUGAUAAUUUAAUAAGAGCAUUGAUAGCAUCAUCGGCAGCAUGGAAAGCGAACGAUUGUGCAUUCGACUAGACAACCCAGAUCGCAUUUUUUAUGCCGGCCAGGUCAUACGCGGCGAAAUUUGGAUGAAUCUAAAUAAGCGAACCAAAAUUCGAGCCAUCAAAAUUCAAGUAACUGGCAAGGGCAAAUGCAAGUGGAUGGAAAUCUUACGCAAAAAUUCAAACAACAAUGAAUAUACGCGCAGUCUGUUUUACACAAGCAAAGAGAUUUACGAGCAUAGCGAAACACCGCUUCCAGAUUUUGAGCCACUCGGCAUGGAACUCUCACCUGGCGAGCACACUUUUACCUUCAGUGUGGCACUGGGUCGUCAACUGCCAUCCAGUUUUCGCGGCAACUAUGGCAGCAUCAAGUACAAGAUGCGUAUUCUAAUUCAAAGACCCUGGACCUUCAAUGAACGCCACACCAUACCAUUUACGGUUGUGAAGAAUAUGCCGCUGCCCGCGACAUUUCGCAGCAAUCCGACUCCGCUGGAGAAGCAAAUCACCAAGACAAUCAGCUUAUUUGGCACUCGACCCAUCACAAUGGUCGCCCUGCUGCCCGAAGACUUCGCAGUGCGCGGUGAACCAUUGCGCAUCUGCGUCACUGUCAUGAAUAACAGCACAACAAAUGUGGAGAAGCUGCGCUUCAACAUUUUACAGUAUGUCACCUACUACAGCCACGUGCCGUUGCGAGUGCAAAAGGUCGAGUGCAUUGGGAUUGCCAGCAAGGAGACGGGCUCGGUGCACAAGAAGAGCGAGCGCAGCUUUGCCCAUGAGCUGCUCAUGCCGGACACAGCACAGCCGACAGAUCAAGAGUACAGUGGUGUCAUAACCAUAUCCUAUGAGCUGCGCGUGGAGGCCGUACUGCGUGGCUUCUUCAAGAAUCUGGUGCUUAAUUUGCCAUUUAAGGUCUAUUCGCAGGAUACUUCGUCAAGACUUGGCUCUGUGCGGCCAUCGCUGCCACCUAGACCCGAUAAUGGACCGCCCGGACCGGAUGAUGCGAUCACUGCUCCUGGCAAUCCAUUUGAGCCAGCUGCUGCAUCGUUUGUCUAUCCAACGUUAGACUCUUCCAUUGGCUCGCCAUCGCAUUCUUCGCAGUACAGCGAAUGUAGUUCCUUGAACUCCACCACAUCGGACUCCACAUUAAGUCCGGCUGUUGGCGGUGUGGAGAUGUCGUACACCUCUGGCUCGCAAUCCUCACAAUUUGGCAGUCCCUCAGCUCGCACCAGUUUGCGAAGCAACUCCAACUUUCCCUACAUGCCUUAUUCGACCAGUCCGAUGAUGGUGCAAUCCUGUCCAGCGCCAUAUCCUCAAUUAGCCGAGGAUGUGCUGCCGUCGAGUGUAUCCCCAGCAUUGUCGCAUCGACGUUCAAUAUUAGCCCAUGAGGUAACGGCAACUGAAUACCCAUCACCGCCGCAUCCGCAUCCAUUACCCCAUCUGAUGACAUCAAGCUCCCCACCAUACGCAUACCCACCGAUGCCGUAUGCUAGUGGCUAUACCCAAUUGCCAUCCACCUCCGGAGCCUCCGGAUCACAGGCUCUACCUCCAUCGUAUGAUGAGCUCUUUGGCAGCGCCAAUGCUCCACCGGAGUCACCAAAGUGAGCUGUCUCCGCUGCUCCACACUACACGUAGUUCAUGCCGCCCAGUUAUAUCUAAGCUUUGCAUAUAAAUGCUUCAGGUUUACUUUAUAGAGCUUACAACCAUGCCUAUCACUUCUCGAGUUGUGUAUCUCAAACUGAACUCAUACUUAAAUUGUAUCUCGAAUGAGCAAACCGUAACUAAACGAUCAAUGCCAUCAUUUUAAUCAAAAAUAUUUACAACAUCUCAGUUGUAAAACUAUGCAUUAAAGUUUCGCAUGAAUUUAGUUUAUACUUUCAUCAGUUAACUUAUUAUUAAGUUUACAUUAGACACAAAUACUUUGCACAAAUUGGAUAAAACGUAUAAGUUAUUAUUUUGGCCAAUAGAUUUGCCUUUUUGUAGUUUUUUGGCUCGUUCAGACUAACGCCAAUCUUGUGUUCGCACGACGCAUCUUUGAAAAAGGCGUUGCAAAAAAAGAAUUUCUCAUUCUUAACAAGUUAUUUACCAAAUUUAUUAGGCGUAGGCUCCAAUUCUAAAGAAAAAAAAACAAUAUUAGACUUACUCAAAUUAUUUGAAUAUUUAAAUAAUUAGUUAAACGAAUUUUACACAAUAUCGUUAACUAUUAUAAAUUUUCGUAAAUUUCACUCAUUCUUUUUUAUAAACUUUUAUAUUGAUAUCAUACUUUUCAUUUAAUUAUCGACUCGAAUAUUGUGUUAACUUUUACUCAAUUUACCAAAAAACAAAAUAUUGUGACAGCUUUUAAAAAGUUUAUUUUAAUUAAGCGCAUAGAAUUAUCGACAAUUUUAACCAUUGUAAGACAGCUCUGUAGCUCUGUAUUCAUUUCUUAAGGUCACAAAACAUUUUCAUGUCAGGCAUAUACUCUUUUAAUUUUAAUGUCUUCAUCAUUUCAAUAAAAAAACUAUUAUUGAACUUAUUUAUUUUUGCGCCACAUUAAAAUCCAUUUUAUCUAAGACAAUUGUUCUGAAAUUCACUUUUGAAUCAUUUCUGAGUCGAAUAAUAUAACUUCGAUGCGGCUGUAUAGACAAAUAUUUAAGUUUUAUUUAUGCUUUAUGUCAAGAAAUCUAAUGUGUAGUAGUGAUGUAAAAAAAAAAAACCAAAUACCGAAAACUCGAAUUUUGCUGAAUCGAUUUUCAACUACUUUAACCCGAUUAUUAUUUUUAACGAUCAAUGAAGCAAAUUUAAUCGACUUUCAUGAAAAAUUGACAACUCAACUCUAAUUUAUAUCAUUAUCAAAACUUGAAAAUACAAUUUUAUAAACACUUUUCAAAAAAAAUGGUGAUCUGGAAAGGUUCGAUAGUUUUAACUGGAUGUGUUAUAUACCGAUUGAUCGACAACACGAUUCUUUCUUUUUACGAUUUUUACAUUUCGUUUUUAAGCUCGUUUUACAGUUUGAAUUUACAUCACUACUGUGUACUUAUUGAAACGAUUUUAAGUAUAAAAGUAUUGAUCGAUAUAUUUUGUAAACGAACUUUGCAUUAAUCUGUAUACGAGCUAGUAUACAAUGAUAAUAUUUUAGUUAGUAAGUGCACAAAUCAAAUCGUAAUAUAAAUAAUUUCGUUAAGGUGCUUUAUAUUAUUAUUCAGUGAAUAUUUUUAGAAAGUUUUUCUUGAUUUUACAUCGCAAUGGAGCCAAUAAAAUGUUAUCAUAAGUGAAGAACACUAUGGUAAUAGAAA